AUGCUUGACAUUGUAGAAUGUAGUGCCUCGGCUCAUGUUGAUAUCGUGUUUGACAUUGUAGAAUGUAGUACCUCGGCUCAUGUUGAUGUCGUGUUUGACAUUGUAGAAUGUAGUGCCUCGACUCAUGUUGAUAUCGUGUUUGACAUUAUAGAAUGCAGUACCUCAUCUCUAGCCGAUAUCGUGUUCCUUCUGGACACGUCCGGGAGUGUGGGACCAACGGAUUUUGCCAUGGAAGUGUCCUUUCUGUGCAACUUCGUCCAAGGUUUUUCUGUGGGUCCCUCCGCAGUGCAGUUUGGUGUGCUCCUCUUCUCCUCGGGUGUCUUAAAUCAAUUCAGCCUUUAUCGAUACGACAACCGUGCUGAUCUUGUUCAGGCAAUUCAAUCUUUGAGAUACCGCGGCGGUGAAACGAACACAGCAAGUGCGCUCACCUUCGUCCGAGAAAACAGCUUUCUACCCAUUAAUGGAGGUCGCCCAGGAGCUACCCAAGUCCUCAUCGUCAUCACAGACGGUCAGUCCGCGAACAGGGCUAACACAGCCUCUGAAGCAAAUCUGUUGCACCAAAAUGGCAUCAAGGUCAUUUCUAUUGGCGUUGGAAGCGGUGUUAACAUGGAGGAACUCCGAGCAAUAGCAUCAAACAACGGCUUGGUAUUCACAGCUGCUAGCUUCAGUGCUUUGGAAAUUGUCAAAGACGAAAUCCAGAACACAACGUGUACGGAAAUCGGACCAGAUGAGCCAUGUGGUGAAGCUGCACUGCCAACAGUAACUGGCCGAAUGCUGAAUGCCCCCAUUGCUGGGUUGUGUGAGUGGCCCUGGAUGGUGUCUGUACGGCUAGGGCCUGGGAACAUCCCUGCUCACAGGUGUACAGGGGUUCUGAUCGGGAAGAGGAAGGUGAUCACAACCGCCUCUUGUGCGUCAAGGUACACCCCACACAGUGUUAUUGUUGGUGAGAACAACCUGCUGUUGGAGAAUGAAGCCUUGAAUGCAAACAACUUUGAAGUUGUUGUUAAGAUCAACAAAACUGUCAUCCAUCCACAGCAUGCAGGCAAUGGUUACGACAUUGCUGUUCUUCAUCUUGAGGAAGACGUUGUCUUCAACAGAUGUGUCCUCCCCGCCUGUCUUCCUGGACCACGUGACAGCUCAUGUGGAGACUCCACCUUGUGGACAUGUUCCUUUGCUGGUUGGGGAAUCUACAGCGAUGUGACAUUGUCUCUCUCCCGCCGACUGCGAGAGACCAGGGGAAAGUAUCUAAACCCUUCGGUUUGUGACGCCGUCUACUCACAGACAAGAGGGCGCAGCCCGCCUGGAAACACUGUCUGCCUAGUACCACAUAACCCCUCACAAGCGCCUUGUGAGGGCGACGAAGGGGGCAUGGUCAGAUGUCUGGUACAAGACAAAUGGAUUUUUCAGUCCCUCAUUAACUACCCCAGCUGCACCGACAGUUUCCCCUCCCUCGGUGUCGACCUGAGAGACCCAGACAUCCUCAACUUUAUCAGAAGUAACAGUCGAAUAGCUGUCCGGUGCAGUAUGAUAGGUGCCCUGUUCAUCCUGGCGCUGAUGCCCGUGUCGGCAAUCGGACAAGUUACAACUGAAUGCAGUACCUCAGCUCGAGCCGAUAUCGUGUUCCUUCUGGACACGUCCGGGAGUGUGGGACCAACGGAUUUUGCCUUGGAAGUGUCCUUUGUGUCCGACUUCGUCCAAGGUUUUUCUGUGGGUCCCUCCGCAGUGCAGUUUAGUGUGGUCCUCUUCUCCUCAAGUGUCUUAAAUCAAUUCAGCCUUCAUCGAUACGACAACCGUGCUGAUCUUGUUCAGGCAAUUCAGUCUGUGAGAUACCGCGGCGGUGGAACGAACACAGCAAGUGCGCUCACCUUCGUCCGAGAAAACAGCUUUCUACCCAUUAAUGGAGGUCGCACCGGAGCUACCCAAGUCCUCAUCGUCAUCACAGACGGUCAGUCCGCGAACAGGGCUAACACAGCCUCUGAAGCAAAUCUGUUGCACCAAGAUGGCAUCAAGGUCAUUUCUAUUGGCGUUGGAAGCGGUGUUAACAUGGAGGAACUCCGAGCAAUAGCAUCAAACAACAGCUUGGUAUUCACAGCUGCUAACUUCAGUGCUUUGGGAAUUGUCAAAGACGAAAUCCAGAACACAACGUGUAAGGAAAUCGGAGUAGAUGAGCCAUGUGGUGAAGCUGCACUGCCAACAGUAACUGCCCGAAUGCUGAAUGCCCCCAUUGCUGGGUUGUGUGAGUGGCCCUGGAUGGUGUCUGUACGGCUAGGGCCUGGGAACAUCCCUGCUCACAGGUGUACAGGGGUUCUGAUCGGGAAGAGGAAGGUGAUCACAACCGCCUCUUGUGCGUCAAGGUACACCCCACACAGUGUUAUUGUUGGAGAGAACAACCUGCUGUUGGAGAAUGAAGCCUUGAAUGCAGACAACUUUGAAGUUGUUGUUAAGAUCAACAAAACUGUCAUCCAUCCACAGCAUGCAGGCAAUGGUUACGACAUUGCUGUUCUUCAUCUUGAGGAAGACGUUGUCUUCAACAGAUGUGUCCUCCCCGCCUGUCUUCCUGGACCACGUGACAGCUCAUGUGGAGACUCCACCUUGGGGACAUGUUCCUUUGCUGGUUGGGGAAUCUACAGCGAUGUGACAUUGUCUCUCUCCCGCCGACUGCGAGAGACCAGGGGAAAGUAUCUAAACCCUACGGUUUGUGACGCCGUCUACUCACAGACAAGAGGGCGCAGCCCGCCUGGAAACACUGUCUGCCUAGUGCCACAUGACCCCUCACAAGCGCCGUGUCAGGGCGACGAAGGGGGCAUGGUCAGAUGUCUGGUACAAGACAAAUGGAUUUUUCAGUCCCUCAUUAACUACCCCAGCUGCACCGACAGUUUCCCCUCCCUCGGUGUCGACCUGAGAGACCCAGACAUCCUCAACUUUAUCAGAAGUAACUGAUCAAGCCAACCUGCUUUCCCUGCAUUUCAUGAAAUAAACAGAUUCGCUACAUA
Haliotis rubra (blacklip abalone) is the source of this 2993-nucleotide messenger RNA. RefSeq lists its product as uncharacterized. The record is from RefSeq and is a predicted model, not a curated record. The coding region runs from base 1 to 2940 and encodes 979 amino acids. NCBI's taxonomy places the organism in Eukaryota, Metazoa, Mollusca, Gastropoda, Lepetellida, Haliotidae. Gene Ontology annotation, biological process: proteolysis. The transcript has 17 exons. Gene Ontology annotation, molecular function: serine-type endopeptidase activity.